UGCCACGAAAAACUCAACAGUGCAGUCGUGAGAGCGUUUCCUCUGUGAACUGCUCUUCUCAAAUUUGUGGAUAUAGGAUGCAACGAAAAUAGUGCAAGAGAUACAAUAAACGGAAUGUAGUCCGAGCUCGAACUGUAUCCAAAUUCAAGAUGAUCGGCUGUGAAUUUAAUUUCCAUUCCCGGCCAGAAAUAUUAACGCCACCACAAAGUAGCCCGGAAUCAUUCGUCCCAGCUUCUGUUCAAAAGGCCAUGCACACACUAGAGCAUUCAGCAAUGGAACUAGGCCUUUCAGCCAAUGUCCCGAAUAUUAUUUACUCUUCGAUACCUAAAUGCGGAGGAUGUCAAAAGGCAAUUCUUGAUAGAUAUGUUCUUCGAGUAAUGGAUAGGUGCUGGCAUGCCGGUUGUCUUACUUGCCGGGAUUGCGGUGUUAGACUAUCAGACAAAUGUUAUGCUCGGAAUGGCCAUGUAUUCUGUAAAGACGACUUUUUCAAGUGUGGCAGGCGUUUCGGCACAAAGUGUGCUGGCUGCGGCCAGGGUUUGGCGCCUUCACAGGUCGUGCGUCGGGCGCAGGAUUUGGUCUACCAUCUCACAUGCUUCUUGUGCACUAUGUGCUCAAGGCAACUUGAUACCGGGGACGAAUUCUAUCUCAUGGAAGAUGGCAAACUCGUCUGCAAACCCGAUUAUGAGCAAGCUAAAGCUAAAGAACUUGCAGAUGGUGGAAGUAUUGAUGGUGACCAACCAAAUAAGAGACCGAGAACAACAAUUACAGCAAAACAAUUGGAAACAUUAAAAUUAGCAUACAAUAAUAGCCCAAAACCGGCGAGGCAUGUUCGAGAGCAACUUUCACAAGAUACGGGCUUGGACAUGCGCGUUGUUCAAGUUUGGUUUCAGAAUAGAAGAGCAAAAGAGAAAAGAUUGAAAAAAGAUGCUGGUAGAACACGAUGGUCCCAAUAUUUUCGCAGUAUAAAAGGUAAUGCAGGUGGUCAUUCUCCAAGGCAUGAAAAAUUACUUGAUAAAGAUGAGUUAAAGGUUGAUUUGGAUUCUUCAUUUGGUCAUAAUGAUUUAAGCAAUGACAGUUAUGGAACAGUUGUAAAUAUGGGCCUUGAUGGCGAAGGAUCAAGUCCAAGUGGUGGAGGCGGUGGGGGUAUUGGUCCACCGCGCACUUAUCUCGGUGCGACUACACCUCCAUAUUUAUCCACGUCCAGAUCGCCAUCUUUGCCACCUCAGUUUCCUUAUACUCCGGAUGCCGGUCUGUCUGUUUAUACGACACUCGGUGGUCCCGCCGGAAUAGUGGCAGGAACAACUUCGGAUUUAAGUAAUGAGUCAAGCGGGGUUGGAGGUCCAGGCAUUGGAGGUGCUGUUGGUUAUCCUGAUUUUCCACCUUCACCAGACUCGUGGUUAGGCGAACCGUCCAUGCACCCGCAUUCGCACCAUUCCCACCUUUCGCACUACACCACAUAGCCCAGCAAAACCAUAAUAUUUCAGCAAACACACCACGAAAUCUUGCCUUGGCUUUGACGAUUGUGUAAAUGUUUGGAAGAUCAAAACUGUUAUAUCUAUUCUCUAAACCUGUUCUAAAUUCCUGGGCCCAAACCUCUAUAUUAACAAUGAUCUUUCUCUCAAGAAGAGAUUUAUAAUAAAACAAAAUAUAUAUGCCACUAUCAUUUAUUCGUUAUGUAAUUUUAUUUUAUAACAAAUUAAUACAUCAACUACAUUAUAAAGUUGUAAACAUUUACUGAU
Ceratosolen solmsi marchali is the source of this 1739-nucleotide messenger RNA. RefSeq names its product Lim3 homeobox protein (gene Lim3). The transcript is spliced from 7 exons. NCBI's taxonomy places the organism in Eukaryota, Metazoa, Arthropoda, Insecta, Hymenoptera, Agaonidae. Gene Ontology annotation, biological process: regulation of transcription by RNA polymerase II; neuron differentiation. The record is from RefSeq and is a predicted model, not a curated record. Gene Ontology annotation, molecular function: DNA-binding transcription factor activity, RNA polymerase II-specific; zinc ion binding; RNA polymerase II transcription regulatory region sequence-specific DNA binding. The coding region runs from base 150 to 1460 and encodes 436 amino acids. Gene Ontology annotation, cellular component: nucleus.